AUGGUGGUACGGGAUCCUUUCAAUAUUCACAAGAAAGGCUCAGCCAUUUCAAUUCUGCGGACCACGGCUACACGCGCCGCCCGUGAUAUCACUGAGAAGGCGGUCGAGGCUGGCAUCAAUGCGAUAGAACAGGGCAAGAAGACCGCCGAAGAAAUGUCGUUCCAGCUUCCCAAGAACGUGCCCUCCUUCUCGAAUCCUCAGAGGACCCUCGAGGACCAGUCAUGGGGUUCGGGCACGUCUUCGUCUUUUUCUCGCUUUGGUAAUAAGAAUCAGAGCCUCCCCAUGUACAAGGACAAGCCAUACGCAUAUCCUCCCUCUCAGCGCUCGCGUGCCCUAUGGCGGCGCAAGAGGGCCGUCGGUGUUGUCUUUUUCAUCCUCGUAGUGUUAUACUACUUUGGCGCCUUCUCCUCAGGCCAUGACGCUCACACCAAGAAACCAUCGUGGAGCUGGCUGAAGAGCUCAGAACCCGAGCGGCAGGCAGACUGGUCUCAGCGGAGGGAGCGAGUUGUAGAAGCUUUCGAGCUCAGCUGGGAUGCUUACCAUCGAUAUGCAUGGGGGUACGAUGAGUUUCAUCCAAUCUCGAAAAAGGGAAAACAGAUGGCCCCGAACGGAAUGGGCUGGAUCAUUGUGGAUGCCCUGGAUACCAUGAUGCUCAUGAACCUCACUUCGCGGGUAGGUCAGGCACGCGACUGGAUUUCCAAGUCCUUGUCCUACGAUCAAGACCAGGACGUGAACACAUUCGAAACAACGAUUCGAAUGAUUGGUGGCCUAUUAUCCGCCCAUUAUCUCUCCAAUGAGUUUCCGCAACUGGCACCUCAAGCAGAUGACGAUCCCGGCGCUGCUGGAGAGGACCUGUACCUGGAAAAGGCCAAGGACCUCGCGGAUCGCGUCAUUUCUGCCUUUGAUAGCGAGUCUGGUAUUCCGUAUGCGAGUGUGAACUUGGCCAAAUUCGAGGGCAUCCCAGCGCACGAUGUUGGCGGAGCCUCAUCCACAGCCGAGGCCACGACACUGCAGCUGGAGUUCAAGUACCUGGCCAAGUUAACGGGAGAGAAGUACUUCUGGGACAAGGCAGAAAAGGUCAUGCAGGUUGUUGACGACAAUGGAGCCAAGGACGGAUUGGUGCCUAUUUAUAUCAAUGCUGACACUGGCCAUUUCAACGGAGACAACAUACGGCUGGGAAGCCGCGGCGAUUCAUACUACGAAUAUCUGAUCAAGCAGUACCUCCAGACAGAAAAGGCAGAGCCCGUAUAUCUGGAUAUGUGGCAGGAUACAUUGAAGGGCGUUCGGAAGCACCUGAUUACCUACACGGAGCCUUCAGGGUUCACAAUCAUCGGCGAGCGACCCAGUGGCUUGCAUGGCAAACUCUCGCCAAAGAUGGACCACCUGGUCUGUUUCAUGCCCGGUACCAUUGCAUUGGCCGCAACCGGCGGUUUAUCGGAAGCUGAGGCAAAGAAGCUACCAGGCUGGACCAAGCAGAAUGAGGCUGACAUGAAGCUGGCGCGAGAGCUUAUGCAAACCUGCUGGGGAAUGUAUAAAUGGAUGGCCACGGGCCUCGCUGCAGAAAUCACCUACUUCAAUAUUGCUGACCCACCGGCGACCGAGUCUACGUCACAUGUCUCGCCGUCGGAUGAGUUUAGCUCGGACCCUCAUGCCACCUGGCGAAAGGAUUUUGAUGUCCACAGCAUGGAUCGACACAACUUGCAACGGCCUGAGACGGUUGAGUCGCUCUUCUAUAUGUGGAGAAUCACAGGUGAGCGCAAGUAUCGCGAUUGGGGCUGGGAGAUGUUCAAGUCCUUCAUGAAUUACACUGCUGUCGAGGACGGAGGCGGUUUCACCAGCUUAUCCAACGCGAAUGAGAUUCCGCCGACAACCCGCGACAAUAUGGAAAGCUUCUGGCUGGCUGAGACACUGAAGUACUUUUACCUCUUGUUUUCCCCCAACGAACUCCUUCCGCUCGACAAGGUCGUCAUCAACACGGAGGCUCACCCCUUUCCCCGAUUUGAAAUGGGCAAACUAUUCUCGACAGGGUGGACACGGAAACCACGGGACGAAAAUGGUCACAUUAUCAAAAGCUCGUAA
Messenger RNA from Pestalotiopsis fici W106-1, 2079 nucleotides. RefSeq lists its product as uncharacterized. The transcript is spliced from 3 exons. Gene Ontology annotation, molecular function: calcium ion binding; mannosyl-oligosaccharide 1,2-alpha-mannosidase activity. Gene Ontology annotation, biological process: N-glycan processing; carbohydrate metabolic process. The coding region runs from base 1 to 2079 and encodes 692 amino acids. Gene Ontology annotation, cellular component: endoplasmic reticulum; membrane. NCBI's taxonomy places the organism in Eukaryota, Fungi, Ascomycota, Sordariomycetes, Amphisphaeriales, Sporocadaceae. The record is from RefSeq and is a predicted model, not a curated record.